UUGGGGUUUGGGGAUCGGGGAUCGAGCGCUGCGGCCGGAGCCCCGCACUGCCGGAGAGAGCGCGGCCGGAGCCCCGCACUGCCGGACAGAGAGCGCGGCCGGAGCCCCGCACUGCCGGUAUCACAGUGGGCGAGGGAGAACCGGCCCCGGAGGGAAUCUGCAGCCGGAGAGAACAAACCCAGUGGUUACAGAUCGAGCAAAAAUCCUGCAUAAGCUGACUGUUCAGCACAUGGACCCUAACGGAACACAGCUGGAACCAGACCUCUCGCAGCAAGACACCCCGUGCCUGAUUGUGGAAGACUCCCAGGCAGAAAGUGUGUUGUCGGACGAUGACCCUGAACAGAGCUACCGGCACCUGCAAGCCAGGUGUCUGUCGAACCUGCAGCCCCACACGGAGAGUCCCGUCCUGGAGCUGAUCGCUGACCCACAGGCAGCCAAGGUUUCAGCAGGAGGUGAUGAGGAGCCUUCUGAACAGAAGGAAAUGCACCACAAAGCUCCGAGUGCCACGGGAAUGCCGACAGGUCUGAGGUCGGAUGAACAGCCCAUUCCCUCGGCUGAAGAUCUACCACGGCCAAAUGGACAAACCAGCAGCACUGUCAACACUCACACUAACCCACAGGAGGGAGAAGGCGAAGGCAGAGACGUUGCAGACUCAACAACCAACUCCAUUGGUGCUGAAGGCACAUCUCAGGCUGGUUUUGGACUACUUGAAUUAUCUGAGAGCCAAGGCAGUGAUCCCGAAACCAGCAGCUACAAGGCCAGUGGGAGUGCUCAUUGUCCGGACGAGAUCGAGAUAAACGUAGACACCUCCAGCAGACCCUGCAAGGAGGCCGAGACCGACCCCAAUGUCGAGUCGGCCACAGGACUCCAAACAAGUGACAAGACUUUAAUUGGAACUGCAACCAGCCACCCAGCUGAGAGGUCAGAGGUUACAUCGAGCGUGCCCGCGCCCUCGUGCCAGGAGAAGCUGGGAGCUGCCAAGGAGACGGCGACCCAUUUCGCCAUGCCUUCCGAACUGCGAACUGAGGAGGCCCCGUCUCAUCCAGACCCGGGACACUCCGAGAUCCAAGAGGACGUGCUGGAACCAACACCACCAGGUCCCAGCGCAGAAACUCCUUUGAGAAAUGAAAGUGUUUCGUCUGCCCAUGUUGAUCACCUGCAGGUCCUUCAUCUCUCUGGACAACCCAUAGUGGAACACGAGAGCCUCUUGGAAAGCUCCAACGAUGUCAUUGAUCCAUCCCAGGAGACCUUUGGACCAACUCCCAUCAUUGUUCCUAACAGCCCCACGGAGCGAGCAGGUGAAUUAGAAGACGAGCCAAUGGAUACCUCCCUGCCACUUGCAGACAGCCAAUCGAUAAAAGAUCCAUGUGAAGAGGAAGAGCCAAUGGAAAUGGACCAGCCUGUGGAGCAGACUGAGCCUACCCCCUUCCGGAGCCCACAGUCAUCGACACCAGUGUCAGUCACAACUCCCGCUUUUACUGCGGGGUCGCUGAUGCCUGUGCCAACACUGCCGGAUUUAUCCCAUGAUAUUUUUAUACCCACGCCAAGUUUGACAGAAAAUACCAGCAGCGACGAAGGGAUUAAAUCCAAACGAGCUCCAACAGGGAAUCCCUCAAAGCCGUCCGAGGUAUUAUCCGACAAGGAGGCGGAGGGAGAGAAACAAGACCUGGAAUGGAAGGGGAGGUCGGACAUCGGAAUGAAGAAGCAGGAUGAGGGGGCAGGAGAGCCCUUUGAUUUGAAGUUGUCGGCUAGCGAAUGCCUGCAGCCGAUGGAAACGGACGAGAAUCCACCCUCGACUGUAGAGGACAGUGAAGCGACACAGAUUGAAGAAGGAGCCAGCGCAGAAACUGCCGAGGAAGGUCAGUUGGACGAAAGCCGUAGCAUUCAUCUCCGAUUAACGGAGGAGAGCCAAGCGCAGACCCCUCAUGUUUCUGAAGCUUCUGCUGAAGAUGCUCUUGAAGGAGCUGGUGACGAGCCGGCGGGUAAAUAUGACGAGGAUGAACAGAAUGUAGGUGAAGCAUCAAGUGAAGCCAAGCUAUCAGAUCAACCAGCUGUGUCAUCACCUCAGUGUCGAGAGCCGUUGAGUCUUCUUCAUCGGAGUGCUUCUUCCCAAGGACACGGAGCUUUGCCCAAAGAUAUUUUAGUGGUGAAAGAAGGAAUUGUUAAUGAGACUCCAAUGGAUGAGACAGGGAAUGUACCUGGGUGCCUGAGUCUUGAUGAAAAUGUGACAAAACCACCUCCAAAAGACAAGAGUAAUGGGAUUGUCCAAGAUGCCCCUCUCAACCUUGAAGUUUCUCAAAGCCAAAUGCAAUCUGCAACACUCCAUGAAGAAACACAGCCAAAGGAAGAAGAGGAACCGAUGGAGGAGGAGGAGGUCAGUGAUUCAUCUGACAUUGGGUUAAAGGAAACCUUCAAUGAAGAGAGGACUCCUGUUCUUGCAGAUCCAGAUAGUUCCCAGCCUGAACAUCCUCUUAUUACAGGUUCCGAAGAUUUAGAAAACAAAGACCUUUGCACUGAGGAAGAAAAUGCUCCAGAGAGCUGUGAGGGCGUUGGCGACAGUCCAAAGGAAGAUGACAAACUGAUUGUCACUGCACAACUGAAACCGGUGGAAAAGGUUCCAGAAUUGCCUGAGAAAAUCUGCCUGGUGUCUUCAGGAAACCAGGAAGGCCCUACAGCCGACUCUCAACUGCUACCCUCACACGGUGGUAAGGUAGCAGACCCUGGAAAGGAACUUCAGGCAGAAUUGGUCAUCAAGAUGCAAGCUGAAGAUCAGAAGGCCUUUAAGGAACAGAAGAACUUGGACAGUCAGAAUGAAGGAACUCCAGGACAAGAGCCAAAAAACCUGGGAGGACAGAACCACCAACAGGAGGUUGAGGAAUUACCCAAGCCCAGUAGCGUUGACCAGUCGAUGGGAACCCCAAAGCCACAGGAAAGGAGUCACUUGGAACCUGACGUGCAGAUCCUGAACAAAGGAGCCCCGGAUCUUCAACAGUCAGAGCAGUCAGCGAAAAGCCUUCUGGACAGUUCUGGCGAAAUCCCAUUUCACUUCACACUACCUAAAGAAGGUGAUGUUAUCCAGCCCAUAACCAGUGGUACCCCACCCCUGAUUGGCAAGUUGAAGCAAGGUCCAAGGCACAGCACUCCUAUUGAACUUGAAGAUCGCGCCAUGGCAACUGCUGAUGUCACACCAGAGAAUGCCAUGGGAGCUAGUGAUGUUGCAGUGGAGGAAAGUGAGCAAGGAACCUCCAGUCCUGAGUCUCUCGCUACCUCAGCAACUGAUGGCAAACUCUGUCUGCGAAUGCGGCUGGAGACUCCAGUCCAGGAAGAGGGUAACCACUCCGCCGUCUUCAGUCUGGAAAAGCCUGUUCUGGCAGGAGUACAAACAUCUGUUGCUGAGGCGGUUGCCAGUGCAGCGAAAAGCCAAUCUGUGUUCAGCCGGGUCUGUGAGGUGAGACGAGAGACAGAUGCAAAAGAGCAGGAUGAAGCUACCACCCCGUUUAGAAGUGAGCAUUACAGCCUCUCCAGCACCGAGGAGGAGACAGAUGAAGCCUGUGAAGAUCGCAGGGCUUGGCAGCGCCAACAGCGGGCGAAGCAAAAAGCCCGGCGUCACAUCCUGGUCACCCAGACUCCGCAAGAGGACGAGGAGGAGGAGGAGGAGGAGGAGGAGGAGGUCGGGGAGACUCCCGAGGAGUCGAUGCCGGAAUCGAGCGCCGGCAAGCGUUCAGCUGUGAGCACCGGAGAAAGCGAAGACGAAGCUAUGGAGCUGGACGUGGUGACCUGCGGCCAGGGGCCGGCCAGAGGACGGGAGGAGGGUGGACACAAGGCUGGCGAGAGGACCCCGGAGCCCUGCGCGUCUCCGCGGGCCUGUCCCGAAGAGCAGAAGGCCCCGCCGGCCGACCCGGCGAGAGCGCGGGCCGCGGAUCCUGCCGGCGCCCCCGGCCCUCGGCCAGGCUUUAGCGUGAUGCACACCGCCACUCAGACCACCACCAGCACCACCACCAGCAGCAGCAGCAUGACCGGCUCCGCCCCCGGGGAGAGCAGCAAGCUUCCUUCGCGGGACGCCAUGGUUCAGACGGAAGGGACGGCCGGCAAACCACAGAUGCGGUCGAGGAGCACCUCGUUCCACGCAAACCAGGGGGCAGACGAUCGAGACACGGACUCCCUCCACAGUCAGGAGGAGGAGGAGUUUGAGCUGCCGGCACCUCCCCCUGGACGGCUGCUGCGGAGACAUGUCCGAACCAUCCGAGAAGUGCGCACCGUGCUGACCCGUAUCAUCACUGACGUCUACUACGUGGACGGGAAAGAGGUGGAGCGCAAAGUAACUGAGGAGAGUGAGGAACCGGUGGUGGAAUGUCGGGAAUACGAGAACGAGGUCUCUCCUUCUCGCGCCACGGGCUCCAUGACCUCUGGUGACCUGGGGGACCUCAGUUCCUUCUCCUCCAAGGCCUCCAGCUUACUGCGAGCCUCCAGUGGAACCAGCAGCAUCGCCUCGCUGGCGCACAGCAGUAGCAGCAGCGGGGGAGGGGGCUUUGGCCCUCACGAGCGGGGAAGAGGUGGAGGAGGCGCCACCCGGGGAAAGAACGGAGGGGCGGACCCUCGGGAGUUUGUGGUGCCCAGUGGCAGAGGACUCCACUCCAAACUCAGCCCUCGGAAGGUUGGAGCUCAGUACUGGUCGCCAUCUAAACAGCUGCUGUCCGGAGUGACAGAGAGUGAAGAGAUCUCAAUGAGCAACAAACAGAUGCCAAGGAGCCCUGCGCCCCGGGGAAGGGGCAAACGAGGGCGCCCGCCAAUCCGAUCCUUCGUUGGGAGGGACAUGAUGCAGGUGUCACCCCGAGCACGUGGGGAGGACCCGUCGAGCGCCACGUCCCCGGAAGAGGAGCACUACACCCGCAUCGCGGCCCGGCCCCCUGAGAGGGCGGGGCCCCCGCCCUUCCCCCGCUCGGGCUCGCCGGAGAUCCCGCCCCCCAGGUCGUCGCUGCCCUCUGACCCCGACCUCCCGGCCUCCCAGGCCAGCAGCUUCGUGGGGCUGCGCGUGGUUGCCAAGUGGUCGUCCAACGGGUACUUCUACUCGGGAGCGAUUACCCGUGACUCUGGCGACGGCAAGUACAAGGUGCUGUUUGACGACGGCUACGAGUGCGAAGUGCCGGGCAAGGACAUCCUGCUGUGCGACCCCAUCCCCGUGGAGACGGAGGUGACGGCUCUGUCCGAUGACGAGUACUUCAGUGCAGGUAUUGUGAAAGCUCACCGGAAGGAGGCGGAGGAGUUUUAUUACUGCAUCGAGAAGGACGGUCUGCAGAAAUGGUACAAGAGAAUGGCAGUCAUCCUGUCGCUGGAGCAGGGUAACCGGCUGCGUGAGCAGUUUGGCCUCGACCCCUGUGAGGCCACAACUCCUCUCGCCAUGGCAGCGGACAUCAGCUUGGCACUGUCGGCAGCCAUUCCUUCAGCUGCCUGGACCCUUUCACUCCGGAACUCCCUCCAUAAACCUCUCCACCUCAUCAUCCUUUUAAAAGCACUAAUUAAAGCCAAGCUUUUAGUCACCUUUUUUGGUAAUAUCUCCUCACGUGGCUUGGUGCUUGAUAACGCUCCAGAGAAGAAGCGCUUUGGGAUCUUUGUGCUAUGUUAA
This is a messenger RNA of Carcharodon carcharias (great white shark), 5623 nucleotides long. It is a transcript of the gene tp53bp1, whose product is annotated as tumor protein p53 binding protein, 1. Gene Ontology annotation, cellular component: nucleus. The transcript is spliced from 23 exons. Gene Ontology annotation, molecular function: histone binding. Bases 230 to 5623 code for a protein of 1797 amino acids. Lineage: Eukaryota; Metazoa; Chordata; Chondrichthyes; Lamniformes; Lamnidae. The record is from RefSeq and is a predicted model, not a curated record. Gene Ontology annotation, biological process: DNA damage checkpoint signaling; positive regulation of transcription by RNA polymerase II.